UAGGUGAGGUGGUAGUGGUGUAGUGGGUUAGGUUUAGUGGAGUAGGUUUAAGUGGGUGAAGUAGGUGGAGAGUAGGUGGAUUUUAACAUUUUGAUAUCCUUUGCUUGUUUUAAGAGUGACAAUCAUUUAUAUCCUUGUCUUGCAACAAUUUAUGUUAUUACCUUUCAACAAGUUACAUUCUGUUUGCCUUAUAUAUAUCAUACUCAGCAUGACAGCAUGAUAGCACGAUGUCAUUCCAAUAUUUCUUGAAUUCUCUUACUAUUUUCCAUUUUUGAAUUUUUGGCAGAUAAAUGCCAUUUAUAUUCGAGCCUUGUCAAAGGAUAUAGAAUUUUAAACAUUGUUCCCUACAUACAUUUUAAAUUUGAUUUCUCCUUCCUCAUGUUAAAUCCUAUGAGUUCAACAAUAGAUACGCAACCUAUGAGCUUUUGAUUACGUUAUUAUAAUAAUAAUCUAUUGCUCAAAAUAUUGAUUUGUUUUCAAUUAUUUGCAGGUAAUGAGUCCCUCAAUGGCACUGAAGGGACAAAUUCAGUUAAAGUUGUGAAUGGAGUGGCAGUUGUACAAGGAAGGACACGCACUCUGGUUGAGAGGUUUGAAAGGAGAGAGAGGGAGAUUAAAUAGUGAUGAAGUUCAGGCACCCGAUACAACCCCUCAAAUAAUACCUGAGAUGGCUAAAAUAUCCCCUAUGUUGAAUGGACAUCCACAAAUUACUGAAAGGGAGUUGACAUCUGCAAAUGAUGGUAAUGUUGCUGAAGAUCUGAUGCAGAAUCAUGAGGACUGUGUUUGUUGGGAAUUUAAGGAAGGUUUUGAUGCAGAAUCAUAAUGCAGACACAUUUUUUUUUUAUUUCAAGGCUGAACUUAGAGCAAGUGUUUUUGAGGCAAUUGAAGAAGAAGAUAGGACAAUAGAAAAGGAAGAAGGUUUGCCUCCUGCACUAUUGGGUAGCUGCAAUGACUGUGCAAAACAACUUCAUGCUUCACCUUCAGGUAGUGGGAAUGUGAAUUGACUAAUUGAAAUACAUGUCACGGACACUUAUAUGGAAGAGACGUGUCAUGUUGGACCUCGUGUCAGACACUGACACACUGUGAAAUUUGAAAUGAGAAGCAAAAUACGUGUGGAAGAGACGUGUCAUUUUGCAACAUGAGAAGCAAAAUGACGGUAUUUACGGCUGCAAAAUUUGAAAGAUAUGUAGACGGUAUUUACUGCUGCAAAAUUUGAAAUUGGAGAGGGAAGAUUGGAAGGGAAAAUUGUUGGGGAGAAGAGGAAAAAGAUUGAUGAUUCAGUGGACAUGGUGGUUUCCAAGGAAGGUUUUGAUGAUGAGGAUAAACUUCUGAGGACUGUGUUUGUUGGGAAUUUAACAUUGAAGGUUAAGAAGAAGGCUCUGUUUAAGGAAUUUAGCCAAUUUGGAGAGGUUGAGUCUGUGAGGAUUCAGUCCAUUCCUCUAUUGGAUACCAAAAAACCGAGGAAGGGUGCAAUUAUCCAGAAGAAAAUAAAUGAUGCUGUUGAUAGUGUUCACGCUUACAUUGUCUUUGAAACAGAGCAAGCUGCCCAAGCUUCUUUGGCCCAUAAUAUGGCUGCGGUUGGAGGAAAUCACAUCCGUGUUGACAGGGCAUGCCCACCUCGCAAGAAACUAAAGGGAGACAAUGCUCCACUCUAUGAUAACAAGAGGAUGGUUUUUAAUGCAGGCUGCCUAUUUGCUUCUCAUGUUGCAAAAUGACACGUCUCUUCCA
Molecule: messenger RNA, 1725 nt
Organism: Camellia sinensis
Lineage: Eukaryota; Viridiplantae; Streptophyta; Magnoliopsida; Ericales; Theaceae
Source: RefSeq, a predicted model, not a curated record